Messenger RNA from Leptomonas pyrrhocoris, 5412 nucleotides. RefSeq lists its product as hypothetical. The coding region runs from base 1 to 5412 and encodes 1803 amino acids. Gene Ontology annotation, molecular function: protein binding. The transcript has a single exon. The record is from RefSeq and is a predicted model, not a curated record. NCBI's taxonomy places the organism in Eukaryota, Euglenozoa, Kinetoplastea, Trypanosomatida, Trypanosomatidae.
AUGCGCGGCACGUCUGCGGCGCAGCGCAUGCAGUCCGCCAACUACUCCGCCCGCAAACCCAAAAGCGCCGCGGCGAUCACGCGCAACAACGCCAACACCGUCUCUCCAUCAGCGGGCCCCGUCUCGCGUCAACCGAGCUCCUCCCCGCCCCCCGCCUCGGCACCGUCUACCCCAGUCGACAGUCCGCUCUAUUAUGUGGUGGGCAACGCCGUGGUGAACCCGCUGUUGACGGUGUCGGCGUCGGUGCAGGGCCAACUUCGCGGUGUGACGACGCUGGCGUCGCUGCCGGAUGCGAUGCGGCGACCCGGGAUUGGACCGCAGCUGCACAACACCCAUACCACGUCGACGACGACCACUACCACCACAGCACAAACAUCGACCCCCGCUGCUGCCGCACCGUUCGAAGGCCCAGAGGAAGACAGCGACGCGGUGGUGUACGUAGAAAGCAUCCGCGACGGCCGCGCCACCGUCGGCGAUAACGCCCCCUCCAUGCAGCAGACGCGGGCCGGCUCACUCGUGACGCUGCGACAGCUCUACGGCACCACGGCCGAUGACGUGAUUGAGAUGGCGCAGACAAACCCACGCACCGGGCUGCUCGAGCCACCGCGGAUGCAGCACCACACCGCGCAGGAGCUGCUGCCCGAGCUGGCGAGCACCGCGGCCCAGCUGAAGGCGAUGUCCAACGCUCGCCGCCGCAUCGACUGGGACGUGAGCAUCCCUACCGCGGCCACGCUGCCCCCGCCGGCCAUCACCUUCACCGCCGCCAAUGGUAACCCCGUCGUGACGCUGACAUCCAUCGUCUUCGCCGUCGACACGAGCACGCUCGUGAUGCAGCGCGACUACGCCGCGGAGAAGGCGAUGAACGCCACCGCCACUGCCGCCGCCAGCCGCGUCUCCAUCCUCAGCGAGGCCGGUGGGUCAGUCACCAUGGCGGCUACGCCGAGCGCCACGGCGACCACGGAGAUACUGGCCAGUGCCAACAACACCGCCGCCGCUGCCACCCGCACGAACGGAACAAAGGCGUCUCUUUUGCAGGAGGAGGAGAAGGUCGGCCUCGACGUCAGCCGCGAGGACCGCAUUGGCAGCAGCGGGCUGUUCCGUAUCCGCCGCCUCGUCGGUCUCCGUCACGGCCUUGGUGAGAUGGUCGGACUCGAUCGCGUCCUCGAGUACGAGGUGGUCACGACGUCGCCGAAGCUGUUCCUUAUGCAGCCCUGUAUCGAUGCCAGUUCGGGCGACCUGCUGAUGGAGUUAAACACGUCCUUGCAGGGCACCGCCAAACUCGUUAUCACUGGCGUCGACUGCUGCAGCGUGGAUGACAAGACGGGGAGCGUGCAGAAGAGCAGCAACGUGCUCGCUUGCUACAUCACGCUGCGGCACAAUACCGCCGCUGCCACGGCGGCGGCGGCGCUGCGGAGCCGCAGCCUGGUGAACUCGUCCGUCGGCAACGCUUCUCAGUACACGUGCGUCCCCUCUGCCGCCACGCGAUUGCCCAGGGCGGGUCCCAAUAACCGCAACCUUACCAACAGCAACAGCGGCAACGCCAGGACGGACGGGGUGUUGACGGAGUCGAAUAGCACGAGCCGCAACAACACCGCCAACGACUCCCCCGGCGGCUCCGACGGCUUUUCCCUCUCCCUCGCCCACUUCAGUCAGGAGUCUGGCGUCGCGGAGCGCUCGGUCACCGGCAACGGUUCUCUGCCCCGCGACGCCACCGGGGGUGGCGGUGCUGCUGCCGGCGGUGGUGCGAAUGGCCGUCACAACCUCGACGUGCAGAGCGUGGUGGCCCGCAAGGCGGCCGCCCAUACAGACUUGGGGGGCGUCAACGGCUCAUCCGUCAUCUCCGGGGCGUACUCUAGUGCACGGCGCAGCAGCAGCAACCAGUCAGGCGGUGCAAGCCGCCCUCAUCGCAAGAGUGCGUCCACCAGAAAAGCGGGCGGGGAGGCGUCGGCCUCGCGCUACCUCUUCACCCUCACCAAUCCGCACGACCUUCGCUACGCCCACUACACCGAGGCGGUUCGCCUCGCUCGGCUGCAGCAGUACGCGCGGCAGCACGAUAAGGAGAGGCAGGAGGAGGUGCAGCAGCGGCGUUCGGCGCAGUCCCCGGCGGCUUUGAAGUCCGUUGGGAGUCCGAGCUUCACGAAUGUUCAUAAUAUCAACAACAGCAAUAGCAACAAUAAUAACGGCUGCCUACGCCAUCAGGUGUCGCUGCACAACGCCGUCAGCAACGAUAUCUGGUCCGACGAGGACGAUAAGGACACGAGCAGAGAGCUGUCGGAGGAAAACCGCAUCCAUGCCCUGGAGUCCACGGCCACGACGGAGAUCCCCACCGACGCCGCCGACAAGCAGCUUGUACACCACCAGUCGACGAUGGAUAUUUCGGAGCUGGAGGAGGACUUCGACCAAAGCAAACCCCUUGCGAUGCCCAUCGUCACGGGUAUGAUGUCGCAGGAGUUGAACAACGGCAGCGGCAACGGCGGCGUCCAACGCCAACCAUCGACCCAGCGCCUGCGCAGCGAGUCCUGCAACAGCAUCGCCUCGAUUGGCGGCGAGGACGGGCGUGACAGUGCGGUCGUGCGUGAGCUGCGCCGGUCGCGCCUUCCGAGCACGCUCUUCUGCAUGAACACAAUGCAGUCCCCGGUCAGCUACCUCCGCCUCACCGUGUGGCAGGACCGUCUACUGCUGCUCUUUACGGAGGACGACAAGGAGCUCUUGAGCAGCGACCAGCGUGCGCGCUUCAAGCGAGAGGCACGGCUGGAGCUGACGGAGGGCUCCUUGGUCGGUAUGCUGAGCAGCACAUUUGCGUGGAGCGCCAACCCAAGCAGCAGCAUCGGCGGUCGCCGGCAGUCGAUGCACGGCCGCCGCAGCUCCUCCGUUUUUAACCCUCGAAACAUAAACUCCGUUGCGGGCGGCGGCGGCGUUAGUGUUGAAAGCGCGCCCAGCAACGUCGGCUUCUCAACCCUCGCCAACAAGAGCAGCGGCAUGAGCGGGCCGACCAGCGGCAGCGGCAGCACCAGCGGGCUGGCAGGUUCCUCGGAGAAACAGUUUACGCUGAUCCGCCGCCUCAUCCUGUGCCUCGCGCUGGAGGAGGAGCGCAGUUCGGUGCAGCUCUACGCGGAUGUGGUGCAGCUGUGCUCCCACCUUUGUCACAAUGCCCUCCUCCAGACCAUGACGCUGACACGCGGCACCCGUGACGGGUUGCAGCAGGCCGCUGCCGCCGUCCUCGGCUCCAGUCCCCCGGCGCCGUCCGCGAACGGCGGCAACGCGGCGAGCGCGCAGCCCCCCUGGGAGGGCAGCAGUACACUUUCGGCCUCUGACCGCGACUCCCUUCAGCUCUUGAGCGACACGUUGGCGCUGGCCCUGACGGUCUCGCUGCUCAUCGGUGCCUACGGCAACGCUGUCGAGUACGCCGUGCAGCGUGUGCACGCCCUGUGUCUGUUGGAGGGCGACACGACGGCGGUCGUCAACUCUGCCCAACGGGACUUGGUGGAAGCCUACCUCUUCUACGGCGACUACGACACGGCGGUGACCAUUGCCGAGGACGUCGUGAUGCUGACGGAGCAGCUGUGCGCGGUGGCCCCCGACGCCUACGAGCUAGGGGAAGCGCAAGCCCUCUGCACGCUGGCCUGCGUCGGCGCAGGUCGUCGCGACCGCCUGGCCCACUACAUCACGCGGCUGGAGGUGAAGGUGAUGCCGCUGGACGAUGGUUCGAGUGGUGCGUUGGCGGUCCCACUGCCUCUCCUGCAAGCGCAGCUGCGGCUGGUGCUGAGCUUCGCCAAGAUGAACGUGGUCCGCGCCACUGCCGGGACGACCGCCAGCGACGUCGUGCCGCUGGUGCGCGAGGCGGUGCGUCUGCUGCGCGGUGACGGGGACCUGCAAGAGAUGGAACCGAGCUUCUCGACGGUGUUCCCGAGUCAGGCGCGGCCCAUGACGACCUUGGAGUCGAGCAACACGAACAUUCCCCUUUCGAUGUGCGGAUGGGUCCCCAGUGGGGUGAACGGCGGCAGCACGGCGGGGUCACAGCCGACGAACCACGUCGCCGCCGACGGCGACGACAGCGACGCGGCCGUGCAGAAGAUGAUGGCGGCGCAGAAGCGGCUGCGAUGGAAUCUGCUCUCGUUUGCCGGUGCGCUGCUCGUGGAGAGUGAAGAGGCAGAGGAAGGGAUUGAAGUGAUGGAGAGCACUGUGAAGGAGCUCGUGCUGGGGCAGCACCGCUACAUCGAGCGCACCCACCGCGCCUCCAUGGCGGCGAUGUUGUGGGUCGGCCUUGUCCUGUCGAAGGCCUGGGCACAGCCCACCUCGAAGGAGGACUUCGUCCCUAUGCUGAAGGAGGUCACGAACCGCGUCGUGCGCAUUAAAGGCCCGUUGCACCCCCUCGCGGCGGCGGCGAACAUGCAGUACGUGAACGUUGCGCACUACUCGCUGGGCAACCGUCAGGCGUUCAGCGUGGCAGCGCGCAGCCUCUCCGUGCUGGAGAGCGCCGUCAGCCCCCAGUCGCACUACCUUCUCAUGGCGCACUACGUGUUUGGGUCGAUGGCGGAGUCGCAGCAGCGGUGGCGGCCCGCUUUGGAGCAUCUUAGCGCGGCCUACGCCAUCGCACAGGCCAACCACCUCAGUGAGCUGGACCUGCUGGACUUCGACUCCCGCUUCCUCGGUGCGCUGCUCAGCUGCCCGCCGACGGCCAUCGUGGACGUGGACACGACGGCACUGCGCGGCCACGUCGAGCGACGGCUCUCGAAGGUGCAGCAGUCCGCGGGGCUUCACAGUGAGGCGCUCGUGGAGCCGCUGUGGAACAUGGCGGAGGUGCACUACAUGUUUAAGCAGACUGCGAGCGCGGUAGAGUGCCUGCAGAAGGCGGAGCGGCUGUUAGACCGGCGCGGGGUCCUGCUCGCCUUCGCGGAUCUGCUACGGCCAGCGGACCUGCUGCGUUUCGAGCAGCACGAAACGGCCGCGGCAGAGUCCACGAGCACUCUCCAGCUCCUCCAGCAGCGCGACGCCGUCGUCCAGAGCUCUUUUGACUCCGUCCACCAAGCCUUGCGUUUGGCCACCUCGCUGUACAUGAUUGGUGCCGUGCUCGAGUCGCAGGCCCGCACCACCGAAGCGCAGCGGAAGUAUGAACAGUGCAUCGCCAUCUUCGAAGCCCUGCACCUCGACAGCGACACCCUGUCCGCCGCCCGUGUCAUGAUGACCCUCGGAAAGCUGCUGUACACCACAGCACAGUGCAGCGACGCUCUUGUCUGGGCCCGAAAGGCAGAGUUGCUGUUGCACGUGCACUACCGCAAGCAAUGGCCGCUCGAGCUAGCGGGUGCGGAGAAGCUGGUGGCCGUAGUUGAACGGCGUUUGUGCGAGGACGAGGGCACCUACGUGGUGCAGAGUGAUGUGCCGGCGCAAGACAGACUCCCUCGACUCCUGUGA